Molecule: messenger RNA, 4301 nt
Organism: Anopheles cruzii
Lineage: Eukaryota; Metazoa; Arthropoda; Insecta; Diptera; Culicidae
Product: acetylcholine receptor subunit alpha-like
Exons: 10
Coding region: 1-2142 (713 amino acids)
Biological process (GO): chemical synaptic transmission; nervous system process; monoatomic ion transmembrane transport
Cellular component (GO): postsynaptic membrane; neuron projection; synapse
Molecular function (GO): acetylcholine-gated monoatomic cation-selective channel activity; transmembrane signaling receptor activity
Source: RefSeq, a predicted model, not a curated record
AUGAGGCUGCUACACGGUGUAUACUUCGUCAUUUUCGCCGUCGUAUCCGUUUGUGGUGGCAAUCCCGAUGCCAAACGCCUCUACGAUGACUUGCUCAGUAACUACAAUAAGCUGGUACGACCUGUGGUGAACGUUACCGAUGCGCUCACGGUAAAAAUCAAACUGAAGUUGUCGCAACUGAUUGACGUGAACCUUAAAAAUCAAAUCAUGACCACAAACCUGUGGGUCGAGCAGACAUGGUACGACUACAAGCUGAAAUGGGAACCGAAAGAGUAUGGCGGUGUGGAAAUGUUACACGUGCCGUCAGAUCACAUUUGGCGGCCGGACAUCGUACUGUACAACAAUGCCGACGGCAACUUCGAGGUAACACUGGCCACGAAAGCAACUCUAAACUAUACUGGGCGGGUGGAGUGGCGUCCUCCAGCCAUUUACAAAAGUUCCUGUGAAAUAGACGUGGAGUACUUUCCGUUCGACGAACAGACGUGCGUGAUGAAGUUUGGCAGUUGGACGUACGACGGAUUCCAGGUGGAUCUUCGCCACAUUGACGAAGUGAACGAAACGAAUGUUGUAGAGGUGGGUGUCGAUUUAUCGGAGUUCUAUACUUCCGUCGAAUGGGAUAUCCUCGAGGUGCCAGCAGUUAGAAAUGAAAAAUUUUACACCUGUUGCGACGAACCAUACCUAGACAUCACGUUCAACAUCACCAUGCGUCGGAAAACAUUGUUUUAUACCGUGAAUCUGAUCAUUCCCUGCAUGGGCAUUAGCUUUCUUACAAUACUCGUAUUCUACUUGCCAUCGGACAGUGGAGAAAAGGUAUCGUUGAGCAUAUCUAUAUUGCUGUCCCUAACCGUGUUCUUCCUGCUACUGGCGGAAAUUAUUCCUCCGACCUCGCUCGUGGUGCCGCUGCUAGGAAAGUUUGUUCUCUUCACGAUGAUAUUGGAUACCUUCAGUAUAUGUGUGACAGUGAUAGUGCUGAAUAUACAUUUCCGAUCACCUCAAACGCACACGAUGGCACCAUGGGUCCGAACCAUCUUCAUCAACCAUCUGCCAAAGUUGCUAGUUAUGCGCCGCCCAAUCUACCAACCGCUGCAUCAUUUCAGUGCUGCUUCGCAGCGAUUUAUGUUACGGUCGUGCAAUGGUCUGGGCGAUAUCAUUCCACCCCUGCCGCCAACAAUUGCAUUCGAUCCAACGGAACUGCUAGAUCACCAUUUGCUUGAUUCCAACGACAGUCUCAACACCUGCCGGUUGCACGGCAGCCCGACCCAUCAUCUGUACAACCAUCCGCACCGGGCCGGAGACGGACGGCUCGGGCAUCACCUGAUGCGGGAUCACGGGCUGAUGCGGGACAUGGACCUGAUUGAUGACAUGCCGCUAGACUACCACGAUCACAACCACCACAACUCGCCGAUGUCACCGAUCAACCUGAACCUGCUGGGCGCAGCGAGCACGGCCGUACCGAACCGCACGCAGCUGGUCGGGGCCAGCGCGGCCAGUCUGCUCGAUCCGAACAGCAACUUCCACAAGAGCCUGACGGCGGCGAAUGCGGACACCAAGAGUGCGCCGAGCCUGAUCGUCAACAGCGUCACGGCAGCUGGUUCGGCCAACUCGCACUCGCAGUUGCCCUGCUGCAACAGUCUCUUCCUGAACGACCUGCGCCAAGCAACCACCGGCUCCGUCAUCGUGGGCGGUGCGACCGUUGAUCUGCUGAUGAGCAACGCGGGGGUCAGCUUGCCGCUCAACAACAAUCUACCGGGGGUGACCAUUCCGAGCGGGCUGAUCAUCAACACCACCACCACCAGCGAUGGUGGCGAUGGGAACGCGGCCACCGCGAAGGCGGACAAAGCGAACCGCAACCGGUGGCUCGAGUGUCCGGAGCUGACCAAGGCUAUGGACGGGGUGACGUACAUUGCGGACCACACGCGCAAAGAGGAGGAAAGCUCGAGGGUUAAAGAGGACUGGAAGUUCGUGGCGAUGGUUCUCGAUCGGCUGUUCCUGUGGAUCUUCACCAUCGCGGUGGUGUUCGGGACAGCCGGUAUCAUACUGCAAGCGCCAACCCUGUACGAUACGCGCGUACCGAUCGACAUCAAAAUGUCGGAAAUUGCCACAACGACAGCGAAGCCGUACAUCGCCAAACCGGUGCUGUAAAGGUCGCGGUGGUGCCACACACACACACACACACACACAAUUUUGUGUUCACACGUGUUCUUCUGGUGGAUCCCAGGAGCAGGAGCAUUAGGGCAUGAAACUUUAGGAUUAUUUUCUACAAAUUUACAAACAACGACGCAACGACGCAAAACGAAACAUGCACCGCCAAAGAAAGGUGUGCGGUUUGGAGCCCUAACAAGAAGUUACAGAAAAGAGGAGCACACACCGAAGAAAGAGAGAUACUUUUAACAAUAGGUGCAAGACGCGAGAUGCACAAUAACAAUUGAAGGCCAGUAGCGCACGAAUGAGAUACUUGUACGCGAUGUAACACCAUGUAUUGCUCAACGUCAUUCCUACGUUCCUACGUCAGUAUUGCGCCAUAUAGUCAUACACUACGACACACACGGCUCCUACGGUACGAGUGGUGGCUAGAAACUACGGUUAAAUACUAUACUUCACUUCUGCAUUGUUAUAAAAAUCGUUGCCAAAUUGAUAUUUCCUCCAGUACCUAAGUUUUAACUUCAUCUUCUUCUUCUUCUUCUUGUUGGACAACCGCAACCGCUGAGCGGUCUUAGCACCAGAGACAAUGUUAAUCUCGGAUGCUCUCUGUAACGGUGCGUUUUUUACGGGCGGGGUUGUUGGUCCCACGUCAACCCCCCAUCGGGAAUCGAAACCAUGCGUUCACGCAUUGGCGACGAGUAGCACAGCACAACAUUUACCGUUCCAUUGGUUUCCCUAAACCUGCACAGUGGAUACGAUCACGAAUCGAUACGGAAAGUCUCUACCAGGGAAGGGUUGUCAGCAACACUUGGCUCAGACGAGACCACAGCCAGGAACAGGGACUGUUGCUGCUGUUUGAUUCACACGCUUGUCCAGAAACUCCAGACAGGUUUCACUAAAUUUCGGACCACUGGUUUUCGACCACUGUCUGCAUUUUUUUGACAACAGUAUGAAACAAAAACGAAAACUCCUGUAAUUGCCGUAGGCUGUACGCUGUUGUGGACGCGCACACGUGGCACAGUGCCUGACGUCGCAUUACGCCGCAUUUAAAUUCGUUUGAUCUUAAAUUAUCACGCACGGGUUUUUUCGGGACGGACGGACGGUCGACCAGGGUGCUGUUUUACGUCCCCCUACAACCCCCCGUCCCCGUCCCCGACCUCGCGUUUGUCAAUUAGCAGAAAAAUAAAACAAAUAAUAGGCAACUAACUAGUUAAGCGAACAGAACACAGAUACAUACUGAUAAACAAAUAUCAUAAAUCCAUGCACGGAUAGCCGACGGAUAACGCAACGCUUAGUUGUUGGUGGGCCCGCAUGCAUUAACAUAUUGUAUUCUAAAACGAUAGCGAUUUAUGGUAACCAACAAAGGCGCUCGCUCCGAUUUUUGCUCAAAAUACGUACUCCAAUUGCGUUUCGGUUCGAAGUCUUCACUUCCUCGCAGAAUUAGCAGACCCGCCGGAACACAACCGGAGCCAGGAAAUCGCGAUACGCCCAACGCCCGGCGGCGCAUUUAUCAUCUCCAGCAGUUUUUAACUAUCGAAGAACUUUUUAACUUCUCCUUCUCCGCAACAAAAGGCAAACAGAUAUUCAGAUAUUGACAAAAUACAAGCAGAAACCAAGGUGCAAAUGAUGAACACAUAAUUAGCGGAUGAACAGGAAAAGGGUUGAGAGGACGAAGCAGAGAGAGAGAGAGUGGCAGGUGGGAAAACAGUAAACAUGUAACACGGUGCCAUAGUUUUCGGGGGUAGUUUACGGCUCACCCGGUUUUAGCAGACCACCACGACAAAAGUAGAUCAUUUUAGAAGUUUCCUCUAGCACACGGGUACAUAUGUAUAUCAGAUCCGAUCGGACCAGCGGUUCCAGAGCGGUCAUCGCCAAAUCGAGACGCGUACGCGGCAAAGCGGUUAGCUCCGGUCGCAGUAGUUUACUUGGACUUGGACGAUUCGUAAUACUUUUUUCGGUUUCUUGCUCAACUCAACGAUAUAUGAGAUAAAAAAACACAAAUGCGUCUGCGUAUUUGGCGUGCACAUUGUAGAAAUCAUCUGGCACACCAGAGCGCAAGCACACAUCGACCGACCGACAUCGAGCAAAGCAUCGAGGAAAUCCUAACUCCUCCCAGCAACAUACAACAUGAAAUCUCUGGCGAUUCUCCUGCUGGUACU